CAAUUUUGUUUGCACAAGAUGAAUUUUUUAAAGGAUUACAUAUUUUGUUUACUCGGCAUGGUUCUGAAAUUUUACCAUAUCGUUUCAAUGUUCUUGAAAAUAUUCCUGAGACAGCAGAUCCUGAUGAUUAUGAAAGUUUUUUGCCAAGUAUGGUGACCAUUGAUAAUAAAGAACCUAUUGAAAAGUUAUGGGAUGAAAAACCAUGGAGAGAAGCAGAUUGGGUUGAAAAUCCUAUAAUAAAAAAAAAAAUUUUUUUUGAAGAACAAGUUGAAGAUGACUUGGGAGGGGCUUUAUUAAAACCGAUCACAUAUCCAGCACCAUCUUCAAUAAUAACUCAAUGGUAUAUUGACAGAGCACACAAAAUCGAUAAAAUUUCUGGUCAAGUUGACAAAGCCUUGACAUUUAUUCAUCAUGGGAUUAGUAAAGGUGUCAAAGGAUUAGAAACAAUAGAAGAAAAUCUUGGAAUGUUAUCCAGUCUUGUUUAUGAAUGUUAUCCAGAAUUAGAAUCUAUUGGGAAUAUUAUGACAUUAGAAGAAUUUGAAGCAUUAUCUGAAUAUGAUAUUAUCCAAGCAUUUCUCAAGCAUACAAAUGAACUUCGAAUCAUAGAUGAUGUUAAAAAUUUUGUUAUACCUUUUUUAAAUUUGUUGCCUAAACGUCAAUCACGUCAAAAGAUUCAUUUGAUUGAUGGUGAUGAUAAUAAUAAACAUAUUGGUGGAUUUGAAAAGCCAAUUGAAUUAUUAUAUGAUUAUAUAUUGGAAUUGUCAUCAACACGUCUAGAUUUGGUUCAACUUAUUUUUGAAGCCUCGAUGCCAGUAUUAGAUGAGGAUGAUAGGAUUAUUAAAUCAGAUAUUGAUUUAGCUAGUGUUGCAUUAUCAGUUAUAUACGGCAAUCCAAAUGUUAAUCAAUGGGAAGUAAUGAAAAAUAUUCAUGGAUAUCUUCCAUAUUUUGAAUAUUUUGAAGUGGAUGUUUGUGAUUCAGAUUGUGUUGAUGAUAUUAAAAAUAUAAAGAAUUUUGUACCGAAAGAGUUAUUUACUAUUUUUAAAAAACUAGAUGAAAAAAAUUUGCAGCUAAUGAUCAAUUAUUUAGAAAGUCAUUUGAAUGCAGCAGAAAUAUUUUCACGCUAUAAUAAUUCAAUAGAUAUGAAAUGGUUUUUGCAAAGUAAAGAUGACUACAAAAUGCAAAAACAAUUGUGUGUAAGAUUAGCACGUAAAACAGGGGAGGAGAUUAAAGUUGGUAAUGAUACAAAUAAUAGUGAUGGAGAUAAGUGGAAAUUAUUGUUAGAAGAAAUGAUAAAGUUACAAGAUAAAGGAGGAGUUUUAGAAAAAAUAAGUAUCGAAGAAAUUUAUAAAGAAUUUGCUUCAGGACUAUUAAGUAGUGGCAGGUUUCGAUUUGCACAAGAAAUAUUAUUGCCAAGCGAUAAAACACCACCUUUAGAAGUGGAUGUGGCCGAGAAACUUGUUGUUGAUGCAUCAAGAGAAUUUUUUGAUAAUGCGACUACAGGAAACAAAAAUCAAGGAUACAUGAAAAUGGCAUAUGAAUGUUUAGAAAUGGAAUUUAUAGAGGCAACGCAUAUAUUAACAGAAAAUAAAGUUCAACAUCAAGCAGGAAUACCGCUUUUACCAAUGCAAAUCCGACUGUCGACAAAUCGAUUAGAAUUGAUCUCAAGGUUAUUAAGUGUAAAUGAAAAAGCAUAUUUAGAGAUAGAGACAAUUAUGGAAUUAGCAAGUAAAUUAGGAUAUAAGAAUGACAAAAUAGCAGAAGUUAAAGUGAUGGCAAUGAUAGCAGACUCUGCACUAAGAGAUGUUAACUUUAGUGUAGCAUAUCAAAUGUGCAUUGAAUUGAUUGAUAUUGCUAAAGGGAUUAUCAAUAAAAAAUACGAUAAUGAUAAUGAAGUUAUCAGGUCAGUUAAAGAUGUUUCAUGGAGGAUUUGUUAUGAGGUAGCUAAACAAGAUAACUUUGCAGAUCUGGAAAAACAAAUGUCAUUAAUGGGAUAUGCAUUGACCAUGUGCCCUAAAGAGCAAAUAGCAGAUAUUCUUAAUUUAUGGAGAAAGAUUGAUUCUGAAUAUCAGAAUUAUAAAAUGGAAAAGAUCAAAUUAACAGGAAAAAUCAAACCAGCAGUUGUAGCAGCUGAGGCAGUUGAAUCGGUAUUGAUUGCACCAUUAUUACAGGGAGAUCGAAUAAAAAAUUUAGUCAGUGGAUGGUUUGGUUCAUGA
Molecule: messenger RNA, 2213 nt
Organism: Entrophospora candida
Lineage: Eukaryota; Fungi; Glomeromycota; Glomeromycetes; Entrophosporales; Entrophosporaceae
Source: the annotation of a GenBank genome assembly